Molecule: messenger RNA, 10993 nt
Organism: Caenorhabditis angaria
Lineage: Eukaryota; Metazoa; Nematoda; Chromadorea; Rhabditida; Rhabditidae
Source: the annotation of a GenBank genome assembly
AUGGACGAUGCAGAAGAUUAGUGAGUAUUUUCGUAAAAGCCAGUUUCUACCAUGGCACAUUUCCUAUUUUAAUCACAUGCCUAAAAAUCAGAUUAAGAAUACAUUUCUAUGAUUUUGAAUUCAAAAAUGUCAGAUUUCUCCCUUUUCAAGAAUCUGUAACUUCAAAUUCAGUCAUGUGAUGAAUUUUUGUGAAAAGUGUCAUAGGAUAAAUUAUUAACUGUUAUUUUUGUCAAUUGAUUAAUUUUCAGUUUCGUUGGACAAAUUUUCACACCGUAUGCUGAAUUUCUUGAGAAAGUGAGUUUUUUCAUGUGUUUAUUCGGGAAAAGGUGGAUUUUUGGUCAAUUGUUUUUCCUAUAUUGUCCGUCCACGAAAAUGCUAAUUUUUUUUCAAGUAAAUGUGUUUAGUUGUAGUUUUUGAAUCCGAGCACCUAAUUUUCAGCUGCAAUUCGGAUUUUUUGGUUUUUCGAGAGAGUUUUUUGAAAUUUUCUAUUAAUUCAGUGCUGGAAGUUGCUCUGCAAUCUGAUUUCAUGAAAUUUGAACAACCUAUUCGAUUUUUAACUCUGGAGCACCUAAUUUUUAGCUGAAAUUCGGAUUUUUUGGUUUUUCAAGAGAGUGUUUUGAAAUUUUCUAUCAUUUUCGUAGUCGGACAGUAUUGUUUUUCGUGUACUGUUGUUUGUCUAGGAUAAACGAAAAACAUCAAGAUAGAAGAAAAACAUUAGACGAAAAACAAUAGGGAAAGAACAAUUGACCGGAUUUUUGAUACAAAAACACAAAAUAGAUUUUUAUUUAAUCUUCGAAUUUAUCACCAAAAUAAGUCUAAACAAUCUGAAUUUCAUCGAAAAAACCGCAAAAAUUCUAGACUUCCGAAUAUAGGCGAAGAUUUGAAUUGCUUGACUCGGAGACCAUCAAUGUAUCCCAAAAUGUGCAUUCUUCGCGGGAUGAUGCUCGAACACUUGUUAAAUGUGACAAAAUCAAACUGAGGAAACUGGAAAUCGAGAAAAAUCGAGAUUUGGCUAAGUUGGUUUUUAAUUUAAGAAAUGAACGAAGAUAAACUAAUCAUUGAAUUUUCAGGAUUGCUCGGUUGCGAAACAGAAUCAUUUUGAUGCAGCAACAAAAACGUAGGCAAAACAUGGAUAGGUUUUUGGAAUUUAAUAGGUGAGUUUUGAGAGGGGAAUUUGAGGGGAAGCGGGAAAAUUGAGAAAAAAAUAUUGAAACUAGGAAAAUUUGCAAUUUUUUGAACCUAAACUGAAAGUCGAGAAAAAUAAAACUUUUUGCUCUUCUUUCUCCUCCCGCAGAAAAUAGAGAAGAUUAGAGUAUGUGCGCUCUAAUGAUAAUGUAUUUGAGAGGGAAUUUUUAUGAUUUUCAAACCAUUUUUUCGCGCACAGGAGUUUUAUUUCUACCGAGUCAAUGUAAAAUUGUAAUCGAGCAAUUAGGCUCCGCCCAUCUUUUUUCCACACAAACAUGUGGGGGAGCAUAGAUUUCGAACCUUCUCCAACCUUCUGAAAAUCUCCUCAGUUUCCCUAUUUUUCAGAAGAGCAGCGGUACCGGGCUCAGAUCAAAAAUGGACGAAACAGGUGAGUUUUUUAAAUGAUUUUGAUAUCAAUUUUUGAGAAAGCUUCGAGAAGAAAUACAGAUAAGCUGACAAAAAUGAGGCAUCAGAGAACUUAUAGAUUUUUGUGUUAUUUAGAUCCCGAGACCUUGAGAAUCAGAGUUUUGACCACAGGACCUUCAAAAUUGAAUUUCUAGUAAAAUUUGGACCUCGGAACGUUGAAAAUCGGAUUUCUCAUCAAAAUUUUCGUUCCUGGGACCAUAAAAAAUGGAUUUUUCUUGAAAUUUUAAUGUUGGAAUCAUGAAUAUCUGAAAAUAUAAGACUGAAAUUCAAAAAAUUCCAAAUUUCGAUAUUGGGACCUUCAUAAUUGGAUCUUUCUCAUAAGUUUGAUUUUAGGAACAUGAAAAUCAGAAAAUAUCAGCCUUCAGUUCAAAUUUUCCCCAUAUUUUUCCAGGAAGCCGCAAUCAUGGCAUUUGGCUCAAUUUUGGAUGGCCCCGAACCGGCGAAAUUGAUGCCAUUGGUUGAAGAAGCUCUCCCUGCAAUAGUCGAAAUAUUGUGCGGCAGAAAUGUGUCAGUCCGCGACACUGCCGCAUGGGCGCUCGGUCGCGUCAUUGACACGUGUCCGGAUGUCGUCGCUAACGCGGAAUUGUUGCAAAAAGUGUUGCCAGCAUUGUCGAGUGGAUUACAUCAGGAACCAAGAGUUGCCAAUAAUGUUUGUUGGGUAAGAUUUUGACAUAAAAUAGAUGAGUUUUGAGCCAAAUAUCAUGAAAUUUGAUAUAUUUCGAGCAUUGCUCAUGUUAACUUCUCUAUUUUCCAGACUAUCGUCUCAUUGGUCAAAGCUUGUUACGAAUUGGCUGUAUCAGAUGGAACUGAUGCUUCUGGACAACCUGAUACAUUUGCACUUUCGGAUGUUUUUCGUGCAUUGAUUCAAGAUAUUUUGGAACUUUCAAAGAGGUGCGUUUUCAAAAGACUGAAAAUAUGGAAAAUUUGAUAAAAAAUGACUUACUCAUCCCUCCAAAAUCUCGAGAUUGUCAUAUCCUUGACUGAAAAUUUGCAAAAGCUUAAAAUCCGUAGAUUCCUUGGAAUCUUGGGAUUUUCAGGCAAUUUCUCAGUUUUGGAUUUGGCUGAGAUGCGGAAGCUAUGCCCAAAUUUUGAAUUUUCAUUUGAAAACUUUAAAUUUUAGGCUAAAAACUAGGAUACUUGACCUAAAAUUAAUUGUUUGCAGAUCAGACAGCAAUCAAUCAAAUCUUCAAAUCACAGCCUACGAGGCUCUUGUGGAAUUGAUCGAACAUUCGCCAAAAGAUUGCCAUUCAUUCGUUCAAGAAAUGGCUUUGGAUCUUUUGCAGGUAAUUUAUUUUCAGAAUGACUUAAAAUUGAAACAAAAACUGAUCUUAAUUUUACUAUAAAAGUGACGUCAAGAUUGUCUUUAUUUUUACCUUAUAAACCUAAAAUUGACAUAAAAAUAACCUAAAAUGAUCGAAAUUUUAUGGAAUUUCCGCUAGAAUAGCUUCCGCGUCACACUUGAAAUGCCCAAAAAUUAUAAAAACUUCAAAUUUUCCUAGAAUUCCAGCUAAAAAUUCGUGAAAAAUUCGAAAAUCUAUGAUUUCAAGUUAUAAAAUGUAUUUCAAUCAUUUUUGAAGUUUUUGAUAUGGGAACAUCAAAACUGAAUUUUAAUGCAAACCCUUUGAAAUUUUCUUGAAGCUAAUUUUUCUGAGUGUUUUUUUUAGUAAUGAAGUUUUGAGCCUAGAAUUUUUUCAUGAUUUUUUCGAAGUAUUUGAUGAUGGGUCAGCCUAUUUCAAUUUCGAAGCUAAAAUUUGAAAAAAAAAACAUAUCUCAUAAUUUUUUCCAACUCAAAAAACUUUUUUUUAGAUUCUCCGAGCAAAACAUCGAUCAGAAAAGGAAGAAAAUGUGGACGGCGAUUUGGCGAGCGAUUCGACAUAUCCUGAAGUUAGUUAUUUCUUAUCUUGAAGAAACGGGAGCCCCAACAGCGCAAUGAUCCCUCUAAUAAAAACUUCAAAUUUUCCUGGAGUUUCAGUUUGAAGUUCCAGGAAAUGUUCUGAUAUCGAAGACUUCAAAAAACCAUGAAAAUAAUUUUGUAACUUGGAAAUUUCAACAGCAAAAAAAUCAAAGAUUUUCGAAUUUCUAUUGUCAUUCCGAAAUUUUGUGAACCUUGGAAGAGAACCAAUAUGGCCUAGAAAACCAAACAUUUCCUCUUUCAUUACAAAAUGUUAAAGCAGCCGCCAAGUCUACUGUAUUUUGGUUUUCUCUUUCACCGCUCUUAUAUUUUCGGAUUGACAAUAGCUAGAAUUCCAGGAAAAUUUGAAGUUCCUAUGAUUUUUGGGCAUAUCAGGUGAAGCUAUGCCCAAAUUUUGAAUUACAUUCUGAAAUAGCGCAUAAAAAUUAGAUUUUUGUGUUAUUUAGAUCCCGAGACCUUGAGAAUCAGAAUUUUGACCACAGGACCUUCAAAAUUGAAUUUCUAGUAGAAUUUGGACUUUGGAACGUUGAAAAUCGGAUUUCUCAUCAAAAUUUUCGUUCCUGGGACCAUAAAAAAUGAAUUUUUCUUGAAAUUUUAAUGUUGGAAUCAUGAAUAUCUGAAAAUAUAAGACUGAAAUUCGAAAAAUUCCAAAUUUCGAUAUUGGGACCUUCAUAAUUGGAUCUUUCUCAUAAGUUUGAUCUUUGGGACAUUAAAAUCAGAAAAUAUCAGCCUUCAGUUCAAAUUUUCCCCAUAUUUUUCCAGCAAGCAGCAAUUGCCCCAAUUUUCGAUAGUCCCGACAGGAUUCUUCUCCUUCCAUUAACUCGAGAAAGGCUUCCAACAAUUUUGGAAGCAAUGCGAGAUGAAAAUGUGUCUAUCCGGAUCUCUGCCUUUUCUGCAGUUGGACUUGUUCUGGACACUUCUGCCGAAGUUGUACGAAACCCGGAUUUUAUGCGAGAAAUCAUGCCAGCAUUGUCAAGUGGAUUACAUCAGGAACCAAGAGUUGCCAGUAAUGUUUGUUGGGUAAGAUUUUGACAUAAAAUAGAUGAGUUUUGAGCCAAAUAUCAUGAAAUUUGAUAUAUUUCGAGCAUUGCUCAUGUUAACUUCUCUAUUUUCCAGACUAUCGUCUCAUUGGUCAAAGCUUGUUACGAAUUGGCUGUUUCGAAUGGAACUGAUGCUUCUGGACAACCUGAUACAUUUGCACUUUCGGAUGUUUUUCGUGCAUUGAUUCAAGAUGUUCUGGAAAUUUCAAAGAGGUGCGUUUUCAAAAGACUGAAAAUAUGGAAAAUUUGAUAAAAAAUGACUUACUCAUCCCUCCAAAAUCUCGAGAUUGUCAUAUCCUUGACUGAAAAUUUGCAAAAGCUUAAAAUCCGUAGAUUCCUUGGAAUCUUGGGAUUUUCAGGCAAUUUCUCAGUUUUGGAUUUGGCUGAGAUGCGGAAGCUAUGCCCAAAUUUUGAAUUUUCAUUUGAAAACUUUAAAUUUUAGGCUAAAAACUAGGAUACUUGACCUAAAAUUAAUUGUUUGCAGAUCAGACAGCAAUCAAUCAAAUCUUCAAAUCACAGCCUACGAGGCUCUUGUGGAAUUGAUCGAACAUUCGCCAAAAGAUUGCCAUUCAUUCGUUCAAGAAAUGGCUUUGGAUCUUUUGCAGGUAAUUUAUUUUCAGAAUGACUUAAAAUUGAAACAAAAACUGAUCUUAAUUUUACUAUAAAAGUGACGUCAAGAUUGUCUUUAUUUUUACCUUAUAAACCUAAAAUUGACAUAAAAAUAACCUAAAAUGAUCGAAAUUUUAUGGAAUUUCAGCUAGAAUAGCUUCCGCGUCACACUUGAAAUGCCCAAAAAUUAUAAAAACUUCAAAUUUUCCUAGAAUUCCAGCUAAAAAUUCGUGAAAAAUUCGAAAAUCUAUGAUUUCAAGUUAUAAAAUGUAUUUCAAUCAUUUUUGAAGUUUUUGAUAUGGGAACAUCAAAACUGAAUUUUAAUGCAAACCCUUUGAAAUUUUCUUGAAGCUAAUUUUUCUGAGUGUUUUUUUUAGUAAUGAAGUUUUGAGCCUAGAAUUUUUUCAUGAUUUUUUCGAAGUAUUUGAUGAUGGGUCAUCCUAUUUUAAUUUCGAAGCUAAAAUUUGAAAAAAAAAACAUAUCUCAUAAUUUUUUCCAACUCAAAAAACUUUUUUUUAGAUUCUCCGAGCAAAACAUCGAUCAGAAAAGGAAGAAAAUGUGGACGGCGAUUUGGCGAGCGAUUCGACAUAUCCUGAAGUUAGUUAUUUCUUAUCUUGAAGAAACGGGAGCCCCAACAGCGCAAUGAUCCCUCUAAUAAAAACUUCAAAUUUUCCUGGAGUUUCAGUUUGAAGUUCCAGGAAAUGUUCUGAUAUCGAAGACUUCAAAAAACCAUGAAAAUAAUUUUGUAACUUGGAAAUUUCAACAGCAAAAAAAUCAAAGAUUUUCGAAUUUCUAUUGUCAUUCCGAAAUUUUGUGGAAUUCCAGAAAAAUUUAAAGUUUCUAUGAUUUUUUGGGCAUUUCAGGUGAAGCUAUGCGCAAAUUUUGAAUUACAUUCUGAAAUAGCGCAUAAAAAUUAGAUUUUUGUGUUAUUUAGAUCCCGAGACCUUGAGAAUCAGAAUUUUGACCACAGGACCUUCAAAAUUGAAUUUCUAGUAGAAUUUGGACUUUGGAACGUUGAAAAUCGGAUUUCUCAUCAAAAUUUUCGUUCCUGGGACCAUAAAAAAUGAAUUUUUCUUGAAAUUUUAAUGUUGGAAUCAUGAAUAUCUGAAAAUAUAAGACUGAAAUUCAAAAAAUUCCAAAUUUCGAUAUUGGAACCUUCAUAAUUGGAUCUUUCUCAUAAUUUUGAUCUUUGGGACAUUAAAAUCAGAAAAUAUCAGCCUUCAGUUCAAAUUUUCCCCAUAUUUUUCCAGCAAGCAGCAAUUGCCCCAAUUUUCGAUAGUCCCGACAGGAUUCUUCUCCUUCCAUUAACUCGAGAAAGGCUUCCAACAAUUUUGGAAGCAAUGCGAGAUGAAAAUGUGUUAAUCCGCGAUUCUGCCGCAUGGGCGCUCGGCCGCGUCAUUGACACGUGUCCGGAAGUCGUCGCCAACGCGGAAUUGUUGCAAAAAGUGUUGCCAGCAUUGUCGAGUGGAUUACAUCAGGAGCCAAGAGUUGCCAGUAAUGUUUGUUGGGUAAGAUUUUGACAUAAAAUAGAUGAGUUUUGAGCCAAAUAUCAUGAAAUUUGAUAUAUUUCGAGCAUUGCUCAUGUUAACUUCUCUAUUUUCCAGACUAUCGUCUCAUUGGUCAAAGCUUGUUACGAAUUGGCUGUUUCGAAUGGAACUGACGCUUCUGGACAACCGGAUACAUUCGCACUUUCGGAUGUUUAUGAAGAUUGGAUUCAAGAUAUUUUGGAACUUUCAAAGAGGUGCGUUUUCAAAAGACUGAAAAUAUGGAAAAUUUGAUAAAAAAUGACUUACUCAUCCCUCCAAAAUCUCGAGAUUGUCAUAUCCUUGACUGAAAAUUUGCAAAAGCUUAAAAUCCGUAGAUUCCUUGGAAUCUUGGGAUUUUCAGGCAAUUUCUCAGUUUUGGAUUUGGCUGAGAUGCGGAAGCUAUGCCCAAAUUUUGAAUUUUCAUUUGAAAACUUUAAAUUUUAGGCUAAAAACUAGGUUACUUGACCUAAAAUUAAUUGUUUGCAGAUCAGACAGCAAUCAAUCAAAUCUUCAAAUCACAGCCUACGAGGCUCUUGUGGAAUUGAUCGAACAUUCGCCAAAAGAUUGCCAUUCAUUCGUUCAAGAAAUGGCUUUGGAUCUUUUGCAGGUAAUUUAUUUUCAGAAUGACUUAAAAUUGAAACAAAAACUGAUCUUAAUUUUACUAUAAAAGUGACGUCAAGAUUGUCUUUAUUUUUACCUUAUAAACCUAAAAUUGACAUAAAAAUAACCUAAAAUGAUCGAAAUUUUAUGGAAUUUCAGCUAGAAUAGCUUCCGCGUCACACUUGAAAUGCCCAAAAAUUAUAAAAACUUCAAAUUUUCCUAGAAUUCCAGCUAAAAAUUCGUGAAAAAUUCGAAAAUCUAUGAUUUCAAGUUAUAAAAUGUAUUUCAAUCAUUUUUGAAGUUUUUGAUAUGGGAACAUCAAAACUGAAUUUUAAUGCAAACCCUUUGAAAUUUUCUUGAAGCUAAUUUUUCUGAGUGUUUUUUUUAGUAAUGAAGUUUUGAGCCUAGAAUUUUUUCAUGAUUUUUUCGAAGUAUUUGAUGAUGGGUCAGCCUAUUUCAAUUUCGAAGCUAAAAUUUGAAAAAAAAAACAUAUCUCAUAAUUUUUUCCAACUCAAAAAACUUUUUUUAGAUUCUCCAAGGAAAGCAUCGAUCAGAAAUGAUAUUCGCCGAUGGAAAUUUGGGAGCCGAUUUGGCGAGCGAUUCGACAAUUCCUGAAGUUAGUUAUUUCUUAUCUUGAAGAAACGGGAGCCCCAACAGCGCAAUGAUCCCUCUAAUAAAAACUUCAAAUUUUCCUGGAGUUUCAGUUUGAAGUUCCAGGAAAUGUUCUGAUAUCGAAGACUUCAAAAAACCAUGAAAAUAAUUUUGUAACUUGGAAAUUUCAACAGCAAAAAAAAUCAAAGAUUUUCGAAUUUCUAUUGUCAUUCCGAAAUUUUGUGGAAUUCCAGAAAAAUUUAAAGUUUCUAUGAUUUUUUGGGCAUUUCAGGUGAAGCUAUGCGCAAAUUUUGAAUUAAAUUCUGAAAAUUAUGGAUUUUAUUCCAGAAGUUUCUAGUUGACGUUUCAGAAAAAUAGUUGACGUUUCAGAAAAAUCCUCAAUAUUUUUCGGUUUUCUUCAACUUUGCUGCUGGAAAAAUAUUUGAAACAGUGAAUUUUUUCACAAAAAUUUUUUUUUUGGAUUUUUUUCCAAAAAAAAUUUAUUUGAAUUUUGUUUGAAAAAAUUUUGCCACGUGGAUUUGAAAAAAAGGAAAACAAUUGAAUUUUGUUUGUCAAAAAUUGAAACAGCGAAUUUUUUCACAAUUUUUUUUAACGAAAAAAAUUAUUUGAAUUUGUUUUUAAAAAAUUUGAAACAGUGAAUUUUUAUUUUUUGGAUUUAAAACGAAAAAAAAAUUUGUUGAACUUUGUUUAAAAAAAAUUUGAAACAGUGAAUUUUUCACAGAAUUUUAUUUUUUGAAUUUUUAACGAAAAAAAAUUUGCCACGUGGAUUUUGGGCUUCGAAAAUUCACCAAAAUUUGAAAACUUUAAAUUUUUCGAAAAAUCAGCACAAAAUCAGCACAUAGUUUUGUUGUUUUUUGCAGAGAGGCGAGAAGAAGAAGUCGCAAAAUGGUAACAACAAAAAAUCGAAGAAGAAUGGAAAGAAGGAGAAUGAUUCGAGCGAAACUUCGGAUAGCGAGCAUGACGAGAAGCGCGAAUUUGCAGUUGUUGGAUUUCAGCCAAAGGUUGGGAUUUUUCAGAGGGUUGGGUAGAAUUUGAAAAAAAAUAUGUGAAAUAUAUUGAAAAUUCUGAUGCGAGACUGAAGUAUUGAGAUUGAAAAGUGAAAAGUUGAUCCAAAGUUCGAUGUUCUGGCGCUCAAAACUCCCUUUGAUUCCAAAAAUCAAUUUUUUCAAAUUUUGAACCCAAUAGGAAAAUUUUGAAGCAACAAAUAUUUUGAACUUUGAAAUUUCGCUCUCAAACCCAUACGUCGCAUGCCAGGGGUAAUCGACCCGUGGAGGGGUUGUCCCUCACACCAAAUUUUGGAGGGGGUUGUCACUUGAGAUAAAACAUUUUUAUGAAAUUUUCUCAGUUUUGAUGACACACCUGCCGAGACGUGUCCAAAAUGGACACUGUACAGAAAUUUUCAAAAGCCACACUGUACAUUUUUUUACGAAAAAGUGUAGUUUUGAUUGAUUUUCAGCGGAUUUUGAUGAAAAUUUGCAAAAAAUUCAAAAUUUCACACUGCACAAUUUUUUUUUGGCAAAUAUUUCCACGCUGCACAAAAAUUUUGAGACACUCUCUCGUCAGGUGUGUUUGAUGAUAAUUUUCUCUGCAUAUCCUGCCAUAGGGAUACCAAUUCAAGCCUCAAAAAAAUUUCCACAUAAAUAUAUAAUUAAAUUAGGGGUAGAAGACCUUUAAUAGACCCUUAUAAACUAUGCUCCACAAUAAAAUCCAAAGAAAUGAGCUUGGUAUCAAGAUGGGACCACUAUGUUCUUAUUACCCCUGUGUUCUUUAAUAACACAGGGGAAAAAAGAACAUAGUGGUCCCAAUUUGAAACCAGGUGAAUUUUUUUAGAUUUUUAUGUGGAGCAUAGUUGAUAAGGGUCUAAUAAAGACCUGCUACUCUUAACUCAAGUUCAAAAUUUACUAUUUGCCUCAUUGAUGCAAAUUCUUAGUUCAAUAAAAUUGUAAUUUUCAGAUUUCUAUAGCUGGAUAUGAAAAAAAUGAAAAAAAAAAGGGGGCACGACCAUCCAUUGCGCCCGUGGGGUCAGACGCGAGACGACGAGAGUAUUUUGCAAAAAUAUCCCGAAAAUGAAUUUCGUGGAAAGAUAUUUCAUUAGACACGUCAUUAGACUCUCGUCGUCUCUCGUCUGACCCUGUGGGCAACUUUCUAUUGGAGUGAAUGGUCGUGGGGGGGGUUAUCCCUUUCGUCGAAAAUUUUCAAAAAUAGGGGUAUGCACUGGCCGAUUUGAAACGGGAGUAUGCGACGUAUGUUCGUGGCAAAAUCAGGAAGGCUUCCUAAUUUUGCCAUGGAUGAAGUCAUCGAUCAAUUUUUCGAAAAACAACUUAUUUUAUUAUUUUUUUUGAAUUAAGUGUACUCAUAAGAGGUAAAUCACACAAAUUACAAUUGAAUUCAUUAAAAAUUUCAAAUUUUUUGAUCAAAAAAUGAUUCGUGGCUAAAUCAGGAAGGCUUCCUAAUUUUGCCAUGGAUCAAGUCAUCGAUAAAUUUUUCGAAAAAAAACUUAUUUUAUUAUUUUUUUUUGAAUUAAGUGUACUCAUAAGAGGUAAAUCACACAAAUUACAAUUGAAUUCAUUAAAAAUUUCAAAUUUUUUGAUCAAAAAAUGAUUCGUGGCAAAAUCAGGAAGGCUUCCUAAUUUUGCCAUGGAUGAAGUCAUCGAUCAAUUUUUCGAAAAAAAACUUAUUUUAUUAUUUUUUUUGAAUUAAGUGUACUCAUAAGAGGUAAAUCACACGAAAUACAAUUGAAUUCAUUAAAAAUUUCAAAUUUUUUGAUCAAAAAAUGAUUCGUGGCAAAAUCAGGAAGGCUUCCUAAUUUUGCCAUGGAUGAAGUCAUCGAUCAAUUUUUCGAAAAAAAACUUAUUUUAUUAUUUUUUUUGAAUUAAGUGUACUCAUAAGAGGUAAAUCACACGAAAUACAAUUGAAUUCAUUAAAAAUUUCAAAUUUUUUGAUCAAAAAAUGAUUCGUGGCAAAAUCAGGAAGGCUUCCUAAUUUUGCCAUGGAUGAAGUCAUCGAUCAAUUUUUCGAAAAAAAAAAACUUAUUUAACCUUUUUUUCGUAUUGAAGACUCGAAUAACAUUCUUGGCCCGUUAG